This is a messenger RNA of Paraglomus brasilianum, 2085 nucleotides long. The record is from the annotation of a GenBank genome assembly. Lineage: Eukaryota; Fungi; Glomeromycota; Glomeromycetes; Paraglomerales; Paraglomeraceae.
AUGACCAGUCUAACAUGCCUUCUUCAUGGGGAACACCCUAACAAGACCUUUACUAUCCGUCUUCAAUCAUAUGAGGAACUUAGUGACCUCAAACUGGCUAUAAAAAACCGAAAGGAACAGACCUUUAUCAACACUGAAGAUACAGAAAUUGUAGUCUGGAGGGUUGAAAUCUCCACUACCAAUGAAGAUGAUGCAAAGUAUAAACUGCUUGCCAGUCAGCAGGCUGACAUCAACAUCCAAGAACAACUCGGUGGAGAAUUAUUGAGUAAGGGGGGCACUCUCAUUACGGCAUACUGGCCUCAACCUCAGCGGGGAACGAUCCAUGUCCUUGUUGAACCACCACGUGAGCGUCGCUUUGCUUCUGCUAACGAGGUUUAUCCUGAUUUUAAUUUCUACGUUGAGCCUGAAGCUGAAGUCAAAAAAGUGGUAGAAUUACUCCUCGAACGCAAAUUCACCCUCUUGUUUGGCCAUCGACAAAGUGGCAAGUCUACCACUUGUCAUGCGAUUCUACGAUGGUUCUACACUCAUUCGGAACAAAUUAGAGAAGCUGGCUUUGAUCCACAGGAAUUAGAGAUCUAUUUUGUGACUUUCGAUGCCAAUAUUCUUGUUGGUAGCAGACGUGACAUGUUCUGGAAGAGCGUAUGCGAGAAAUUCAAGCUUGUAGGCAAUGCCCGGUUUAACUUUGAUAAUAACCAGCAAUCCUCGGGGAACACCUUUAUGAGAUUCUUUGCAAAAGACAACCCCCUCGCACAAAGCCAAGCUAUUAUCAUCAUCGAUGAGGCUUCGCGUCUGACCAGCAAUGAUGACGAAGCCACUAUGGCCAUUAUUACCGAAUUCAUCGACUCGCUGUGGACUCUCAAGGGUGAUCGUGAUAAUUUUCGCCUCCAUUCUCUUUUACUCUGUGGAACCGCAAGUAUUAGGGACCUCCUGCUUGCUCGCCAACGACCUGGCUCUAUGUCCUCAAUUUCCCCAUUUUCGGAAGAAGCAAGCUUGACGUCCAGUCGAUUUACUGAAGCUGAAGUCCGCGCUCUUUUUACUCAGUUUGCUGACACUAAUAAUAUGGCGUUCGAUAUAGUCAAUAUCGCGGCGGAUAUUUUUGAUCUCACUCUUGGCCACAAAGGUCUCGUUGGCGCUUGCGGCGAUUAUAUUCAAAAUACAUAUGAUCAUAAUAAUACUCCCAUUGUAACGCUCGAUGAUUGGAAAAGGCACACUCCUGUUAAACUGCUAAAUCGCAUACUGCAAUUGUCAACGUAUGAAUCCAUCGUGCGAAAUCUUAACACUCUCACGCCCUCACGUCGACGAAUGAUUUUUGCGAAACGGGAAUUAGAUAAUGGACGUUGGGAAACCGAAAUUGGCGCACCUAUCCUUCGUAGUUUAAUAAUUUCAACCAUAAUUCUGCCUGAUCUAUCCAUACCUAAUGACCUGCCAGAUACAACAACGCUUGAUCCUCGAUGGUUCUUAGCACGUACUAUUGAAAAUUUAUGCGUUCGGAACCUCUACUCUGGACCGACCCUAAAUGCAAAUGCACAACCAUCUGAGUAUGCUUUUCAAUCUGAGUUCUCUACCGUCUUCAAGAACAUGCUUGGCCAUGUAUAUCCAACGUUGCGAUAUAGAGUUUUGGUCGAAGCAAAGGAGCAUAUGGAAGGUGGCACCCGCCGUCAGCGUUUAGACCUCCUCAUCCGUGAUGGUGCUGUACUACCCGCAUAUGGCUUUGAGCUUGUCGUUUCAGCAAGUAAGAAAAAUUUCAAAAACCACAUCAAACGUUCCAAAAGCUACAAAAAAAUCCAUGAUUGCACUAUGUUCAUGGUCAACCUAUGUCCCAAACCCACACUGAGUUCUUAUUUUGGAAACAAUGGUGAGCAGUUUGAGGAUAAUGAUGAUGAAGAGAAUGAAGAGGAAGUGAACGAUGAGCAUGGGGAGUAUGAUGGUGUUUCUGUGACUCUGGUAAAUGUCGUCAUAAAACAGAAUGCGCAGGAGGCAUGGCAGGGAGAGUUAAAAUAUGAGGACGGAAAUUCUGAAGUAGUGUCUAUUAAUGGUUCCGAAUGGAACAUGUUCUUCAACACCACAAUCAUUAAUGUAGUCUAA